AUGAAUUUAACACUUAAAGAUUUUCAUGUGCCCAAUGAAUGGAAUGUAAAAUCUAUAAAUGACAACUCAUUUAUACAAGAAUGCUAUCAAAAAGCAAUCGAAAUGAAUAUAUAUGAUAAAAGUGAUGAAAAAGGUAAAGCUGUUAUGUACCAUGCUUUGACAGUUUGUCCUGCAUUCUGGCCCACUGUAACCUAUGACCAAUUGGUACUUUCAGGUUAUUUGAUGCUAUGGUUGAUUUUAUUUGAUGAUGAUUUGGACACUGUUUUUAUUCCAGAUGACGAAGCCACCGAAAUUAUAAAUAGAACCGAAUUGAUUUUUUUAGAAGGAAUUCUACCCACCAACCCCACUAAAAAAGAAGAGUUUACACUUUUUUUUAGAAAUCAAGUUUUAAAAAUGAGUGGUAAUAGAUUAGAUAUGUUUAAUCUAUUUUUAAAUUAUACUAUUCAAUGGAUCCAUUCAAUUAUUCCAUUAAAUAAAACAAUUGAACCCCAUAUGGAUUUGUUUUUAUUUAUUAGAAAAUUAAAUGUUGGUGUUUAUCCAUUAAUUGGUUUAUCGUGUAUAUUUUUUUCCAAUGAUAAAAUUGACCAAUCAUUAUUUUUAAAUCCAAGAUGGUUAAAAUUAUGUGAAGCCACCUCUAUCGUCACCGCUUUGUAUAAUGAUUGUGUCAGCUAUGCAAAAGAGGUUAAAGGAAAUGCUGGUGUCAACAACUGUUUAUGGUUCCUCCAAAAAAAGAACAACACCUCAAUUCAAGAUACUUUUAAGUAUAUUUGUGAAAAAUCAAAUAUGUAUAUUAAAGAGUUCCAAAACCAUGAAGAAAAAUUAUUAAAUCAGUAUAAUAAUAUUCAGCCAUUGGCCACCCUUUUAAAUUCAUUAAAGUAUAUUAUGAAUGGUAAAUACUAUUGGUCAAUGAACACUGCACGUUACGCAAGUCCUUCUUCACCAUUUAUCGAAAUUCAAAAUGCAGUUUCACCAGAUAAUAAAUUAAUCAAUAAUGAACUAUAA
Dictyostelium purpureum is the source of this 1002-nucleotide messenger RNA. RefSeq lists its product as uncharacterized. NCBI's taxonomy places the organism in Eukaryota, Evosea, Eumycetozoa, Dictyosteliales, Dictyosteliaceae. The transcript is spliced from 2 exons. Gene Ontology annotation, molecular function: terpene synthase activity. The record is from RefSeq and is a predicted model, not a curated record. The coding region runs from base 1 to 1002 and encodes 333 amino acids.